Messenger RNA from Bipolaris zeicola 26-R-13, 888 nucleotides. RefSeq lists its product as uncharacterized. Lineage: Eukaryota; Fungi; Ascomycota; Dothideomycetes; Pleosporales; Pleosporaceae. The coding region runs from base 1 to 888 and encodes 295 amino acids. The transcript has 3 exons. The record is from RefSeq and is a predicted model, not a curated record. Gene Ontology annotation, molecular function: oxidoreductase activity.
AUGUCUUACAGCAGGGUCGGAGUCGUCACCGGUGCAAACAAGGGCAUUGGCCUAGCCAUUGUGCGCCAACUUGCACUCCAGUAUCCCAAGUCGCCGCUCAACAACGGACCUUUCUUGAUUUACUUGACUGCACGCGACCAGGGCAGGGGAGAGGCAGCUGUGAAGAAUCUUGAGCAAGAUGCGCAACUCAAGCAAGCAAAAGCCCUCAAAGCCGAUGGCGGACUCUCAGAGAUCAAAUUCCACCUCUUGGACAUCACAAGCAGCGACAGUAUCAAGAUACUUGCAGAUCACCUGAAGCAAACCCACAGCGAUGGCAUCGACUUUGUAAUCAACAACGCCGGUAUCGCUCUCGACGGCUACAACGCCGACCUCGUGAAAAAAACACUAAACUGCAACUACUAUAAAACCCUCGAAGCAAGCCACGCCUUCCUGCCCCUCCUCAAACCCACCGGCCGCCUCAUCAACAUUGCCUCCAUGUCCGGCAAACUCAACAAGUACUCUGAGCCCGUCCGGAACCGCUUUCUCGCUGCAAAAUCCGAAGCCGAUAUCACCGCCAUCAUGCAAGAUUUCGUCGCCGCCGUCGAAGCCGGCAAAGAAAAAGAACGGGGGUUCCCAACUGCGGGAUACGCGGUUAGCAAGGCGGGACUUAUUGGCGUAACGAAGAUUCUAGCGAAACAGGUCAAGGAGAGUGGGAGGGAGGGCUUGCUGGUCAAUGCUUGUUGCCCGGGUUAUGUGAAUACGGAAAUGACGAAAGGGAAUGGGACGAAGACGCCGGAUGAGGGGGCGCGGACGCCGGUGUUGCUGGCGUUGGGGGAUAUACAGGGGAAGGCGGGUGGGUUUUGGCAGGAUGAGAAGGAAAUUGAUUGGGUUGGAGAGUUGAAGGGUUGA